UCAACUUUUGAGGUAGCAAAUUAAAGUGAAAACAUUUUAAUUUAUUAAUGAAUUUAAGUGAAAAACAGGCAAAAUGGAGCGUAAAGAAGUGGACACCCAACAGUUCAUCGAUCAUACGCUGCUGGCCACAGAGCUUAUGCGAGAUCCAAAUCACUUUAUAAUGGAUCUGAUAGAUCACACCUACAAAUCUGAGGGACCCACGAAUCUAAGCACAAAUCCCAGUUCCGGCAACUCCGAGAACGGCGUGGGCUACGUGGAAAAGGAGUCGCUGACCCCGGAGCUGAACUUCCACAAUACCAUCUUUCAAUUUGUAAACAAAUCCUCGCCGGAAAACGAUGUUGUACCCCACCAGCCAGAUGCUCAAGCCACUUUUCCGGCCAUGGCCAUUGAGCCCACGGUUCCCAUCGACGUUUCCACGGGUCUGCACGAGGACGAGGAUCUUCUGUAUGCCCACAACAACGCCUCCUGCACGAAUGCCCGAAAGGUUUUGCCCCACAAGAAACGCAUUUCUCGAAAACUCAAGGGCAACAUAGACGCUGAUCUCGAGCAGCAUAAGCAUGUCCAGGACGUGGCCCCCGCCUCGCUUUACAGCUGCGAAAUCUGCGGCUACGCCGUUCACACCCAACUGGACUUCUUCGCCCAUCUCAAGCAGCACUACGAACCCACCGUUCUGGAGCAACGUACGGUAGUCCAAGAUACCCAGCAACAGCAGCAGCAGAAAGAACCACUCGACAUGUGUGGGCUGUCUACCCAGGAUAGGCUGCAACAGGAACAAGCCAAACUCGACCAAGUCUUUCACGAUGUGCAGCUGAACUUCGAGAACUUUCACAACAUCGGUCACCAUGUGGGCGAUGUGGCCAACGUCGGGGUCAACAUGGUGCUGCAUGGGCAAUCUACGGAUAAGCUUAAUCCCGUGGUGGUCAACACCAAUAGCACACCGAAUUCUGUGCCCGUGGUGGACGACGUGGAGUUCAGUGAUACGGAGGAUAUGCUCGAGGGCAUCCGCAAUGUGGUGGACAAGGUUUCGAUUGAAGACACCUGCGAUGAGCUGGUGGAUCUUGAACUGACCUCCAGCGGAAUGACGGCUCCUUGGUUCAACAAUAACUUCAGGGACAUCACCUUUCCGGCUCUCCUCCUGCCAGGAGAACCUCCGCCAGCUUCUGCAGAACAGGCUGCUCCACUGCUCAAAGAGAAUCCCCAUGAGACCGAGCACAUAGCUUUGGAUUUCCUCAGUCCCGAAAAGGGGGAACCUCAAGAUGAAGUUAAAAUGAAGAAAUCCCUAUCUAAGGUCAGCGAAGCCAAUGGGCAAACCUUGUUGGUUGUACCACCAGCCUGCCAGACGCCACCUCCUCCAUCUGUUCCUCCACCCAAUUCUUCGAUAGAGCAACUGCAGAGAUCUCCUCUCGUGCUUAAUGAGCCCUUUAAAUUGGAGGGAGAUGAUAUGACAGACAGCAGACCAGCUUCACCCUUUGAAGAGGAGGAUCCUGAUGCCGAAGAGAACAAUGAGAGCUUUCCGAUGGAGGACUUGGAUGCGAAUCUAUCCGAGGAGACGGACAGCAAGACGAGGAGAAAACACUUUUGCGAUAAGUGCAACCGGGACUUUAACUCGUACAAUGCCCUGAAGUACCACCAGUACACGCACAACCAGCAGAGAUCCCACAAAUGCGACAGCUGCGAGAGAUCCUUCUACACACAGAGUGCCCUGAAGGCCCACGAAAGGACACAUUCCGGGGUAAAACCCUUUAAGUGCGAUAAGUGCGACUUUAGGUUCCGGCAAUGGGGCGACCUGAAGUACCACAUCAUCUCGCGGCACAGCGACAUCAAGGCGCACAUGUGCGAGUUCUGCGGAAAGAGCUUUUCCCGGCGCUAUUCCCUUGUCUUGCACCGCAGGAUCCACACCAGGGAAAGGAACUACGCUUGCCAGUUUUGUGACAAAACGUUUAGAGCAAGCUCCUACCUGCUCAGCCACGUCAAAGUGCACACCGGAGAACGGCCGUAUGAGUGUUCGAUAUGCGAAAAGAAGUUCCGGGUGUCAGGGGAUCUCAAGCGACAUUCGCGGAUCCACGAUCCGGGCAGAGCUAACCAACCACCUGUGGAAAAGGUGAAAAAGAAGAGGGCAGUGGCUAGCAAUAAACUAAUGCCAAUCGAAGAGGAUGACGAUGUGGCCACCAACAUUCAAAACAAUAAGUCUGACGCCUUGAGCGACCAAACUGGGCAGAAAACUCUGGGCCUAUAGCUAUGCUGUGCCAAGGUUUCUUCAGAAUAGGAUUAUAUAUCUAUCGUACGCAUUUUGUACAAGUUAAGUUUAGAAAUAGGAACUUUGAGUUGAUUUAGGAACGAGCAUCAAGUCUUACCGAAUUCUGUUUCACAAUGAACUCCUUAAUAAAUCUGUAAAUUAUUAAAGAUACAGCACUCAUUGCCCUUACGCGACAUAAGAUUCCACUGUGAUAUCUGCAAAGUGAAAAUAAAAUCCAAGCAUUUCUAUUGCA
Molecule: messenger RNA, 2489 nt
Organism: Drosophila eugracilis
Lineage: Eukaryota; Metazoa; Arthropoda; Insecta; Diptera; Drosophilidae
Cellular component (GO): nucleus
Source: RefSeq, a predicted model, not a curated record